ACCCCCUUCUUCUGGAGCUUUAUUAAGUACAGCGGUCGUAUUGUGUUUAUGUUUUCUGAAUCUGCAGCAAUGGGGACUGCUGCAAUGAUUUUUGACCUAAACUCUGUGAGCCUUGCUUUGGUUCUGGGUUUAAUCUUUCUGGUUCUGUUUGAGAUGAUGAGGAUUCAUUUCACCAGAGCCCAAAAUCCACCUGGACGCAGACCUUUCCCUUUUGUGGGAACUAUACCUCAUGUUAUAAAGGACCCAAUGGGAUCUAUCAGAUCACACAGUCGAUAUGGAGAGAUGACAACCAUAUACCUGGGAAGCAAACCCAUAAUCAUUUUAAAUACACUUCAGAUCUCCAAAGAAGCACUUGUCCAAGAGGCUUCAACUUUUUCUGGAAGACCAUAUAUACCUCUUUUGGAAUGGUUUUCUAAAGGACUCGGUAUCUUAAUGUCGAAUGGUCACUCAUGGAGACAGCAGAGAAGGUUUGCUCUUCACACGCUCAGAAACUUUGGCCAGGGAAAGAAAUCUCUUGAAGAGCGUGUGUUAGAUGAAGCCCAUUAUCUGGUUACUGAGAUGCUCAAAGCAGAAGGAAUGGCAUUUGAUCCGCAGCACGCCUUACAGAAUGCAGUUUCUAAUAUAAUCUGUUCCAUCAUAUUUGGAGAUCGAUUUGAAUAUGAUAACAAACGCUUUGCAUACCUUCUGAACAUCCUCAAUGAGAACCUUAUGCUGACAGGGUCUGCUUUGGGACAGAUUGUCACCUUACUUCCCUUCCUCAUGCACUUCCCUGGACCUCACCAGAAGAUCUUUCAGAACAACACUAAGUUACGGGAUGUCAUCCGUGAGGAAGUUAAAGAACACAGACAAACUUUGGAUCCGGAAAACCCACGAGACUUCAUUGAUGCCUACCUGUUAGAGAUAGAAAAACAAAAGUCACACGAGAACUCAACAUUUCAUGAGGAGAACAUGGUUGUGUCAGCAGCCGAUCUCUUCUUUGCUGGAACCGACACGACGGUGACCACCAUCAGAUGGGGACUCAUCUUCUUGAUGGAAAACCCAGAUGUGCAAGAGCGAUGUCAUAAGGAGAUUGUUCAGGUGUUGGGUUAUGAUCGUCUGCCCAGCAUGGAUGACCGUGACAAACUUCCAUACACAUACGCCACUGUUCAUGAGAUUCAGCGCUGUGCCAACAUUGUUCCUCUCGGAGUAGCUCAUGCAACCACACAGCCAACCAAACUAAGAGGAUAUGACAUUCCUAAGGGAACUAUGAUCUUGACAAACUUAACAGCAAUUUUCACUGAUAACGAGCAUUGGAAAUGUCCAGACACUUUCAGUCCAGAGAAUUUCUUGGAUGAAAACGGACAUUUCUACAAACCUGAGGCAUUCGUCGUAUUCUCAAUGGGUCCGAGGGUUUGUCUCGGUGAGACCUUGGCAAGGACAGAACUUUUCCUUUACUUUGUGUGUCUCCUACAGCGGAUUAAUUUCUCCUGGCCACCAAACUCACAGCGUCCAGACAUGGAUGGUAUUAUUACUGCAUUGAGACAUCCUCACCCCUUCAAAAUCAUUUGUUGUAGCAGAGAUGCCAAAGACUGAUUGUCAGUGACUCGAGGAACACUAAAAACUGUCUGCAUCCACAUUCAGAAUUAAAGCUGCUGCUCAGAAUCUACAAAAAAAUUCAAAAUCGUUGAAGGUCCAGGAUUUAUGUAUUGAUUCUUUUUCCAAUCAGUAACUUUUAAGAGUAAAAACACUGUGUUCAGUAGAUUUUAGCGGUGGAGCCAAAAUUUAUAUUAUAUACACACCUGUUGUUCAUUCUCCAGAGUCUUAAAAGAUGUAACUCUACAAGCACACAAAGGCCUGACAAUGUAGACCGAGCUGUGUUAGCUGUGCCAUACAGCGUAGUCAAAGGGCAGGCAGACAAAUCCACUAAGCAAUGAGACAGUCCAGCCAGGCAAACACAGCAAAAACGUAAUCCAGAAACAGUAAUCUGAUGAAACAGGAACAAUGGUCAAUGGACACUUAGUAUGCAUUAAGACUGACAAUACUUAACAACAUGAACAUGGUAGAAGCAUCGUUUAAAUAUAAAAGAUAGGGUGACCAUACGUGCCAUUUUUGCGGGACGUAUCCUGAGCAGUCGUAUUUGUCGACCACGUCAUCAAUGUUUAUUAUUUCAGGUUCUAUAUCAGAAAAGCAACCGUUAUAUUUCAAGGUAAGAAUGAAACUACAAUGAUUGUAUAUGUUUUUAACUGAAGUGUGAGAACCUCGUAGACGAAUGCGGUCGACAAAUAUGACUUCUGGAAGAUGUACCCCGAAAUCCUGUCAAGGACGCAAGGCUGCAGCCUCCAGAUGCAUACGUCAUUAAGACAAGACUUCAAGUCAUCAAGUCCUUUUCCAGACUAUUAACAAUUAUAAAAUUGACAAUUGUUUAUUGGUUAUCGUAAAUUGCUGUAAUAUGCUUAACUUAAAUAAACAAGGCUUGAUGAUGUAUGCAGCUUGCAAAUGCGUCCUUAUGAGUUUUUUUAUUUUUAUACUUUUAUCCUUUACAAGUGUUUAUGUGUAGCUGCCAUGUUUAGCCCUUUAUUUUUGGGUCCUGUUUUUUGAAUAUUUAAUAAACACCUUUUUGUUUUGUA
This is a messenger RNA of Paramisgurnus dabryanus, 2606 nucleotides long. RefSeq names its product cytochrome P450 2B4-like. The record is from RefSeq and is a predicted model, not a curated record. Gene Ontology annotation, molecular function: oxidoreductase activity, acting on paired donors, with incorporation or reduction of molecular oxygen, reduced flavin or flavoprotein as one donor, and incorporation of one atom of oxygen; heme binding; iron ion binding. Gene Ontology annotation, biological process: xenobiotic metabolic process. Gene Ontology annotation, cellular component: cytoplasm; intracellular membrane-bounded organelle. Lineage: Eukaryota; Metazoa; Chordata; Actinopteri; Cypriniformes; Cobitidae.